This is a messenger RNA of Aspergillus melleus, 1020 nucleotides long. Its product is annotated as HNH endonuclease signature motif containing protein. Lineage: Eukaryota; Fungi; Ascomycota; Eurotiomycetes; Eurotiales; Aspergillaceae. The record is from RefSeq and is a predicted model, not a curated record. The transcript is spliced from 3 exons. Bases 1 to 1020 code for a protein of 339 amino acids.
AUGAGUGAAACCUUUGACCGCGUCCAAUGCAAGGAUCAGUUCCUCAAAUACUUCCUCUUUUACAUAUCCACGAAUGUAUCUCCUGAUGGAGAGCGCAGAACUGCUUCGGCUUUUUCUGAAGUGUUCGCCUACUUUCGCGAUUUCUCGUCGUGGAGCUCGAAGGCCAAAGACGCAGCUAUGGAUACCGUCGAUAGCUUUGCCGAAUAUUUAAUCGAUAAUUUCUUCAUGCCGCUCCGAGCGUCAUCAGCGAAAACACCCCAACCUACACCUUUAUCGUUAUCUUCCAAUCAACAUGGAGCAACGGGGACUAAAAGUCGCGUGUCUAGAUUACGACAAGAGUCCCUUAAACGCGACCAUCAUCGCUGCGUUGUAUCGCGCAAGUUCGAUCGGGCCGAAGCGAAAAAGCGACUUGAGCAGAACGAGAACAGCAAAGAUGAUGACGGAGAACUCUUGAGGAAUCAAAGGAGUGACCAAUUCGAGUAUCUGGAGGUGGCACAUAUAAUCCCCCAUUCCCUCGCGACAGUUUCGUCUGAAGAUUCAGAACUGAGCGACUCGAAAAAGGCUGCGCUGUACAUUCUGGAUAUGUUCGAUCCCGACAUCGGUCCUCUUAUUGGGGGGCCGGAGAUUGAUAGCCCCUACAAUGCUUUGACGCUAACACUCAAUCACCAUCGGCUCUUUGGAGAAUUUGAGAUAUAUUUUGAGCAGAAAGACCCUAGCCUUGGGCGAACAUAUACCAUCGACUCUACUGAACAGAGGCCUUUUCUGCGCGAUUUCUUGUUCCCGGUAACCCGAGAACUUCAUCUCAGCCCCGAGCUAACAAUUGAUCCGCCCGCUAGUAAGCUCCUCAAGACCCACUGUGCCAUCGCACAUAUUCUGAAACUCAGCGGUGCGGGAGAGUACAUAGAGAGGACUCUUCGGGAGUUGACUGAAGUUUGCGUCAGCGCAGAUGGGUCCACGGAUCUUGGACGCCUCGUAAGAUCACGACUGGGGAACUGGUUAAACGCAUUAACGGUUUUUUAG